AUGAGAUUUGCGAAAAUCUCUCUUCACAAGCGGAUUAAGGUUCGUCGGAACAACGAACUUGUGCCGACAAACACCUUGAUUCUGUCAUUCAAUGUGCCUACACUUCCAACUUCAGUUAAAGCAGGUUACCUGUAUAUACCAGUUGUACGUUACAUCCCCAACCCUUUACGGUGUUUCAAAUGUCAAAAGUUUGGAUAUGGACAGAAUACAUGUCGCAACAGAUUGACAUGUGCUCGUUGUGGUCAGUUUGACCAUGACAGCAAGACAUGUCAGAAUGAUAUGAUAUGUACCAAUUGUAAAGGGAAACACUGCGUACUCGCGAGAGUGCCCAAAGUGGAAAGUGUGGUAUUAGGUAAAUCAUAUGCCACGGCUCUCAAGGUUUCUACAACGAGUAUAGCUACUCAAACUGAUUUAACUUGGCCCAACAGUGAGGAUACAUUUAAGAAGAUUUCUCAUCCAAAAGAUGUCAAAAAACAGACUGUUCAUAAACAAGUUUCAACAUCUACUCAAGUGUGUUUGGAUUCUAGGAAUCCAUCAAGAGGCUCAUCGCCUGGGGAGCCAGGUCCCAGUAAGCCUCCGUCAAGAAAAGACACCAAAAUGCAGCAUAAGGAUUCUUCUUCAGGACGACUGAAGAAAGCAGAAAAAAAGUAA
This is a messenger RNA of Gigantopelta aegis, 651 nucleotides long. RefSeq lists its product as uncharacterized. The record is from RefSeq and is a predicted model, not a curated record. The coding region runs from base 1 to 651 and encodes 216 amino acids. Lineage: Eukaryota; Metazoa; Mollusca; Gastropoda; Neomphalida; Peltospiridae. Gene Ontology annotation, molecular function: nucleic acid binding; zinc ion binding. The transcript has a single exon.